Messenger RNA from Cyprinus carpio (common carp), 2321 nucleotides. Its product is annotated as rRNA biogenesis protein RRP36-like. The record is from RefSeq and is a predicted model, not a curated record. The coding region runs from base 319 to 1671 and encodes 450 amino acids. NCBI's taxonomy places the organism in Eukaryota, Metazoa, Chordata, Actinopteri, Cypriniformes, Cyprinidae. The transcript has 2 exons.
UUUUAACAAAUGCUGCCUUGAUGAGCAUAAGAGACUUUAAAAAAAAAAAAAAAAAUGACUGACCCCAAAACUUUUAAAAGUGUAUUAAAUAUUAAAAUAUGAAUGUAUGAUAUGACCCCUUCAGAUUAUAAAUGCAACUAAGCAAUUACUCUUAUGUUCUCUGAUUUACAAAACUUGUCCUAUUUUCUGUAGGAUAUAGCUCCACCUAAAAGAGGGCGAAGAGGUCGACCCCGCAAACGUCCCUUGCCCAGACCAGAUCUUUCCCAAAAAGGAAUUUCUUCACCUGAUCAGAAAACCUUGAACCCUCCAGCUCCAUCCAUGUCACAAACCACAGCCCUCCCAGCAGCCAAUCAGACCAGCCUCACUCAACCAAUGGACUGGCUUAUAGAUGACAUCAUUGCGCAGCUCCCAUUUAUGCCCAGCAAUCAAAAUGGAAUAACUGUAGAUUCCAACAUGGAUCAUACAAGAACACAGUCCUCAGUUAAGCUCACAGAUCUGGGUAUAAUCCGACCGCAGUCUGAAGGUGAACAUCUUGAUAGUUUUCUGAGAACGUUUGAGCAACACGUUGGUGUAUGGGAUUCAGACGUCCAAGAUGGGAUGGUGCCCAACAUAACAGAUGGAACCCGGAGCUGUGGACAGAGUUACACAGUCCACACAAAUGCACAUGCCACUUCUGUGAACACAACAACACAGGGAUCAAAAGCCUCAUUAUCCGAGAACAGACCACGAGUAUCAUCUGUAAGUAGACCGCAGAAACCAUCGGGUUUUUGGCAGGUGUCAGGUGUGAAAAUGGAGAAAUCAACAGGACAGCAAAGUGAACAGAAGCCUAAUUAUGGCAGGAUGACCAGAAGCCAGAGUAGGAAGAGGAAGCUGGAUUUUAUUGAAGAACUUCCUAGGAGAGACGAGCUCCCAGUCAAACAGAAGAGAAAAAGAAAAAUUGAACAAACAGAGAAGACAAAGGUAGACAUUUCUCUACCAAAGGAGAAAAAGAGAGAAAAAAAAACUAGCAGGCUGCAUAGAGAAGAAAAGUGCUCCAGCAGCACAGCUGACUCAAGCUGCAAAGUCAUAAAAACGGUUAGUUGCCAAAAUGUAAAGAGUGUCACACAAACAACAAAGACUUUGGAUCGGUCAAAAUCCUCAGAGCUGCAUGCUCACAAAGUGUCCAGUCUCGUAAAAGAGAAACAAGUGGGACAUGCUAAAAGAGACACAGCCGAGACUCUUCUAGAAGGAAGAAUGUUAAAGGUGCAGUGCAGUACACAACCCAAGCUAUCGGCCACAGAGAAUAAAUCCACUGGGUCCCAUCAGGCUCUUUCUGCUUUUGAGUUAAUGAAAAAGAUCUUGGAAAAUCACCAGAAGAGAGAGGGAGAGCACAAGGGAAAAGACAACAGAAUGUGGACUGUGAAAAAACAGCAAGGAAAGGAAAGGCUGGCAAAUACGCAUGUCCGUGGAGAUGAGGUGAAAAUUACUGAGAAUAAAGAGAAGAAUGUUAGAAUCAUGGUUGAAGGUCACAAUAAAAGCAGAAUAAACCAAAAAGAUAAGGAAAAAAGUGGGAGAAUAAAAGAGGCUGGCAACCAGAAGAACAUUUUUCUUCAGCAGAAUCUGUCAUCAGCUAAUGGUUGCAGCAUGACAAAAGGAGAGAGACUGAUGGAGGAUGGCUACAGCAAGACAUGAUUUGAGACUGCUGACUCUCUCAAUGAUUCUCCUUUGCAAAGAUGCAGCACAGAAGGCAUCGUGAUUAAAAACACGACAAACAAGUCUUUUGUCUCACAUGCACAAGACCCCACCACACCUCUUGAGCCACAAGGGUCAGUAGCCAUUUCAGAAGAGGAUGAGGAUGUUGAUGUUGUGGAGGUCUCUAGUUCUUUGUCCGAGUCCUUCUCUGUGCUGCCUAUCACUGCAGAUAUUGUGCUCAGCACAGAGGACAGUGAUGAUGAAGACGACGAGAUUGAUGUCAUAAGUUUAGGAUCUAAUUAAGUGUGUAGCCAUUUCUGUUACUGUUUACUACUGUUUAGCUUCAGAGUUCUGAAUAAAUGUGUGUUGGUGCAUAUUUUAAACACUGUUUCAAAUGAUCAGAGACUUAGAACAUGGUACCCUUUCCCUGUGUAUAAUUCAAUACAUAGUUCACACAAGGUGACACUUGGCAGUAUUUGCUCUUUCGACUUUGGUGGCUUCAGUUUCAGGCAUCAGAAAUUUUUAUAGAUUUGAGUUCUGAAUGCAAAAGUGUAUUUUGUGUCAAAACUGUGCAUUAUAAUGAUUGAGACUGCUAGUAAUGCAUGCAGAGUUUUCUUGUCAUUUGCCGUAUUUCGUAGCCAUGUUCAGAA